Molecule: messenger RNA, 1588 nt
Organism: Polyodon spathula (Mississippi paddlefish)
Lineage: Eukaryota; Metazoa; Chordata; Actinopteri; Acipenseriformes; Polyodontidae
Product: actin-related protein 2/3 complex subunit 5-like protein
Exons: 4
Coding region: 572-1024 (150 amino acids)
Biological process (GO): regulation of actin filament polymerization; cell migration; Arp2/3 complex-mediated actin nucleation
Cellular component (GO): cytoplasm; Arp2/3 protein complex; actin cytoskeleton
Molecular function (GO): actin filament binding
Source: RefSeq, a predicted model, not a curated record
CGAUGCAAACGAGGUAUUAGACUCAGCAGGGGAUGCGCAGACUCUGCGCCCAGAGCAUGCGUGACUCUGUUGUCUGUUCCGGCUGCGGUCAAGCAGUUUGCUUUACUCAGACAGGGUAUGCGCGCAGACUCGCGUAUUUUGACGCAAAAUCGAGGCAAACGCACCCGAUGUUAAAAUGCCUCCAAGCUUUCCCACUCGUGUUGACCUUACAUUCCCCCGACAGACAAGGGCCAAUGAAAACGCGAGACUGUUCUGCGGUUGCACCCCACGAACCGUGCUGGUGUGCCUGUGCGGUCAAGCCGCGUUCAUGUACCUUCACGCCGGCCAUAGCAAGCUGCUAACCCCGCAGACUCGCAGGGACCUGCAGCCGCUGUGAGGUAAUUCCGGUUCCGCUGCACCUCCGGCGAAGCUGCCAUAUUAUCGGGGGAGGCUGGAGAGGAGCGGCAGCGAUUCGGCUUCCUGACGGUCUGCGCCGAAACACCAAGAGCUGCUGCUUGCAGGGCGGAGGUCUCCUUGCUUCGUACCCGGCUGGCUGCAGUAGGACGGGAUCCGCUCGCCCUCAAGUGCCCCGAUGGCGAAGAACACUCUGUCGUCGCGGUUCCGGAGGGUAGAUAUCGACGAGUACGAUGAGAAUAAAUUCGUGGACGAGCAGGAGGAAGCGGCCGAGCAACAGGGUCCGGACGAGGCCGAGGUGGACAGCCUCAUCAGGCAAGGGGACAAUAUGGCAGCUUUUCACGCAGCCUUGCGGAAUCCUCCAAUCAACACCAAGAAUCAGGCAGUGAAGGAGCGUGCCCAGGGAAUAGUUCUCAAAGUCCUUACGUCUUUUCGAAGUAGUGAGAUAGAGCAGGCAGUGAAAUCAUUAGACAAGAACACUGUUGACUUAUUAAUGAAGUACAUUUACAAAGGCUUUGAAAAGCCUUCAGACAACAGCAGCUCAAUCUUACUGCAGUGGCAUGAAAAGGCGUUUGCAGUAGGUGGAUUAGGCUCUAUAGUAAGAGUCCUCACGGCACGAAAGACUGUUUAAAAACUCAGACUAUGCUUUGACCCGAGAAGAAGGAAAUGCUAUCAAGAAGAGACGGAUAGAACAGUUCGAUGAGGAAGAAGAUUUAUAUGACAAUAAUGCAUUCUUCUACAAAUGCAAAUUUAUGGAAAUGUUGUAUGAAAAUAAUAUUUGGUGAGAAGGAAAAAAAACUUGUAUGUUGGAAUGAUUUUUAGCUAAUAAGGUUGUGAGGGAAAGUUUAUUGUAUUGCUGUACAUUUUUUUUAAUCAUAUGCAAGAUCUUGCACAUCCUCACAUUCCCUUACCAUUAUUUUUGUUUUUACUUUACAUAACUUAAAUAUGAUGUGACAAUUUUAAGGUUGACAAAACUGACAGGCUGUUUGUAGCCAAUGUUUUACAGUCCUAAUGUGUGCCACAUAAACAGAGCAUAAGAUGAAGUACUGUAUGGGGUGUGGUACAGUGUUUUAUUUGGCAGAUGGCAGUAUUGAGGGUUUUAUUUUAUUUUUUUCUCCCCAUAUUCUCAUUUUACUGGGUUGAUUUCAUUGUGAAGUGCCUGCUGAAAUAAAGCUCUUGGAUCAUCUUUAUUGAA